AAUAUUUGCAACGAUGCGAAGAUUUUGUCAAUAGUUUUAACUGAACUUGCUAGUUUUGACCAUCGAGCUAUUUUUAAAUCACAGCCAUUAUUUGUUUCUAUUUCGUCUGAGAUGCUGACAUUUGAUUGUAAUCACAGUACCUAGUUAUGGAUAAACCAGGAGAGGUAAACUUAGAGAAGGCGAACUGGGAGAAGAUGAGGAGGAUGUCAAUGAAGGAGCUGUUAACAAAUAUAGGCGUGCUAGUUGGGUUUAUUAUCCUGUGCUGGGGAGGAUGUGGGGUUAUGAGCGCUAUAACUGCGGAUAGUUUCGGAGAUGAUUCAGAAUGGUGAGUAUGCGAGUGUUAUAACUGCGGAUAGUUUCGGAGAUGAUUCAGAAUGGUCCCGAAAUCUGAAGAAGCCGUCUUUCAACCCACCUUCAUUCCUGUUUGCACCUGUUUGGGCUGUUCUUUACUUGCUGAUGGCCAUAGCAGCAUUUGCUGUGUGGACCAAGACUGGAUUCACUAAACGACCGCUCCCGUUGAUAGUGUUUUUCAUACAACUGGCACUGAAUUUCCUCUGGAUUCUAGUUUACGGUCUCGCAAAUAAUCUUGGGGCAUCGUUCGUAAUAAUCAUGUUGCUGUUGGUGGGGAUAUUUCUAACCAUGGUGAUCUUCCACACUGUCCAAGGCAGAGCAUGGACCUACCUGCUCCUUCUACCCUACAUAGCCUGGACAACAUUUGCUAGUGUUGUUAGCUACUCCAUCUACGAUUUGAAUAGAGAUUAAUAAUGCUUGGCAGCUUAUUGUAGGACAGCGCUGAUUCUGUUGCCUGGCUACAGACUUACAGAGCAAGAGAGUAUAAACACACUUUCAGCUUUACUUCCACACUGUCCAAGGCAGAGCAUGGACCUACCUGCUCCUUUUGCCAUACAUAGCCUGGUUGACCCCAGUUCAGAUCUAACAGUUCCCUGAGAAGCUUUCAUAUUGCAAUGAAUAUGCUCAAUCAGUGCAGCUCAUUUUCUGGGAAUAAAUGUGACCCUAAAAUGAAGAUAAGCGCAAAAUGGGCUCGAAGUUGGCUGGAAGUCAAGUUGCGUUUGUCAGAUUAUAUCAGAUCAUUUUACGGUAAAUGAAUCAUGAAAUUAACGGUUUAACAUUUCAAUGGUUUGGUAUCUCAUGGAACACGGCCACAGAGCUGAGUCUGAUAUUCCUUGUCUUGAUUAACUUCCAUUCUUAGAGGAUGAUUUUAGCAUGUUUGUUUUUGUAAUAUUUAUCCUGUAUGUGACCAUGUCAGGUCAGAGAGUAAAUAGUGUGACGUAUCAUAUCAACUUUGUCUUCCUAGUAAACCUAAUUUUCUUUGCCCUCAACUUUAACAAAACUUCUUGUUGUAUGUAUACAGUCUUGAUUUGUACAAAAUCUAAUAUUGUACGAAGUAUGUACACACUCUUGUAUUGUAUCCCAAUUGUAAGCAAUCUUGUAUUGUAUACAAUAUUGUAAAUAUUUCAUUGUACACAAUCUUGUAUUGUAUACAAUCUCAAUUCUUUGGCAACCGACCAACGUAUUGACAAUUGUUACGUCGUUAAACAUCAGACACGUACAGCAAACAGAUUAUUUCAUAUGUGUGUGACCUUGUUUGUAACGAUAAUUAUGAAUCAUUGUGUGCUUGCUGCUAAACAUAUUAAACAGAUUAUUCAUCAUUCAUUUUUUAGUCCUGUAACUUGAGAUUUGUUUGCAUUUUUGCUUUGUACUGAUGACUGUGGUUCGAGUUAACACAUUGACCCAUGGUCAGGACAGUGUUGUCUCACAGAACAAUGGGAAAGUGCAAACAUCCGGGAACCACAGAGGAGUUAUGGAUAAAACAGAUGAUGUGAACCUGGAGAAGGUUAACUGGGAGAAGUUGAGGUACAUGCCCAGAAGAAAGUUGGCUAUAAACUGCGGUGUACUGGUCGGGUUUGUAGUGGUCUGCAUGGGUGGAGGGGGCAUUAUGGGAGCUAUAACUGCUGACAGCUUCGGGGACGAAUCAGAAUGGUACAGAAGUCUAGAGAAACCGUCUUUCAACCCUCCCUCGUUCCUAUUCGGACCUGUUUGGUCUGUUCUCUAUUUACUGAUGGGCAUAGCUGCGUUUGCUGUGUGGACCAAAACUGGAUUCACUAAACGACCGCUCCCACUGAUUGUGUUUUUCAUUCAACUGGUGCUGAAUUUCCUCUGGGUUCUAAUUUUCGGCAUCGCAAAAGAUCUUGGAGCAGCGUUUGUGGAGAUCAUGUUCCUGUGGGUGAUGAUCUGUAUAACAAUAGUAAUAUUCCACACCGUUAAAGACAGAGCCUGGACCCACUUACUCCUUCUACCUUACCUUGCCUGGGUCACUUUCGCUAGUGUUCUCAACUUCUCACUUUGGGACCUCAACAAAAAAUAAACUGAUGAAUAGUCCUUGUUAUAGUGCUGAUUGAAGAAGGGUACGGAGACUACACACAGACAGCCAAGAAGAAUUGAGAUGAUUUUAGGACGCACAUUGUGCGAUAUUAGCGAUACUAGUGACGUAGUAUAGCCACUGGUUAUACUAUUAGUCAUUAGGGGUCAUUCAUAAAAGUCAGUAUAUAAUACUCACAAGCUGAGACUCAGUUCGUUCGUCAGGCUCAACCAGUUCAGACUGGUGGAUACCUGGCUUACUUUUAUGAAUGAUCCCUAAUGACUAACAGUAUAGCCAGUGGCUAUACUGUUCACUGUUGGCUAUAAUAUUUGACCACAACCUCACAGCGUCAGCUAUAGUAUCAGAGAAAUCAAGAACAUUGUUUAUUAUAGAUUUGAGAGUUGUCUUACAUUAAUUGAAUUAAUUAUAUUAAAUAUCAUAA
Molecule: messenger RNA, 2822 nt
Organism: Bolinopsis microptera
Lineage: Eukaryota; Metazoa; Ctenophora; Tentaculata; Lobata; Bolinopsidae
Product: tryptophan-rich protein TspO-like
Exons: 8
Coding region: 1724-2386 (220 amino acids)
Cellular component (GO): membrane
Source: RefSeq, a predicted model, not a curated record